AUUGAGAUUUGAGAGUGAGCAUCCCAUGUGGAGGUGGUGGUGCUGCAACAGCUGCUGCUCAUCUCUAGGCAUUCCUUCCUUUGUUUUUUCGUUUCUUUUAUCACAUUCAUUUCCUUUUCUUGUGUGUUUGUCUGUGAUAGAAGACUAUGAAGUGUGUGUUUUUGAGUUUUGAGUUGAAAGCAAGCAAAGAGAGAACAGAGAGAAGGGAGAGAGAGGAAGCAGAACCCAAUGAUGCAAACCCGAGAAGAAAGGUUUGGAAAUUGAGGCAAAUGUCGAUGCCCAGCUCGAGGCAACCCUACAACUUCUCAUCAUUCUUGGUCACUCCGCCACCUCUCUUCCUUUCCUUCUUCUUCCUUGGUCUUCUCACAGCCCCCGUCUUCGCCGUUGACAACCAUGAGGCCUUUCUUCUCUUCUCGUGGCUGCAUAGCACCCCUUCACCAGCCACCUCAUCUUUACCAGACUGGAACAUAAAUGACGCCACCCCUUGUAACUGGACUUCCAUAGUUUGCUCUCCCCGAGGUUUUGUAACCGAAAUCAAUAUACAGUCUGUCCAUCUCGAGCUCCCUAUACCAUCAAAUCUCUCUUCCUUCCAAUUUCUUCAGAAGCUCGUCAUUUCAGAUGCCAAUAUUACUGGAACCAUCCCUCCUGAGAUCGUUGGCUGCACGGCACUUAGAAUCAUCGACCUUAGUUCCAACAGUCUUGUUGGUACCAUCCCAGCAAGCCUAGGUAAGCUUCAGAAGCUUGAGGACUUGGUUUUGAAUUCCAAUCAGCUCACUGGGAAAAUCCCAGUUGAGCUUAGCAACUGCCUUAAUCUUAGGAAUCUCCUCCUCUUUGAUAAUCGUCUUGGAGGAAAUAUUCCACCAGAUUUAGGGAAGUUGUCUAAUCUGGAAGUUAUACGUGCCGGAGGGAACAAAGAAAUUACUGGGAAAAUCCCUGCAGAGCUCGGAGAAUGCAGCAACCUGACUGUGCUGGGGCUGGCUGAUACCCAAGUUUCAGGAUCCUUACCCGCCUCAUUGGGUAAGCUUAGCAGACUUCAGACAUUGUCCAUAUAUACUACUAUGCUGUCUGGUGAAAUUCCUCCUGAUAUAGGUAACUGUUCUGAGCUUGUAAAUUUAUACCUUUAUGAAAACAGUCUCUCUGGUUCAGUUCCGCCAGAGCUUGGUAAGCUUCAGAAGCUUCAAACCCUCUUGCUAUGGCAGAAUACUCUCGUUGGUGUCAUCCCAGAAGAGAUUGGGAAUUGUAGUAGCUUGCAAAUGAUUGAUCUCUCUUUGAAUUCUUUAUCUGGAACCAUACCACCAUCUCUUGGGGACCUUUCAGAGCUUCAAGAGUUCAUGAUUAGCAAUAACAAUGUCUCUGGUUCAAUACCUUCAGUUCUCUCAAAUGCAAGGAAUCUUAUGCAGUUACAACUCGACACAAAUCAGAUAUCAGGUUUGAUCCCACCAGAGCUUGGGAAGUUGUCAAAGCUUGGGGUUUUCUUUGCUUGGGACAACCAGCUGGAAGGAAGCAUUCCUUCUACUUUGGCUAAUUGUAGAAACCUCCAAGUACUGGACUUGUCUCACAAUUCGCUUACUGGUACCAUUCCUUCUGGCUUGUUUCAGCUUCAAAACCUCACAAAACUGCUCUUGAUUUCCAAUGAUAUUUCGGGUACCAUACCUCCAGAAAUUGGUAAUUGCAGUUCUCUUGUGCGGAUGCGGCUUGGAAACAACCGGAUUACCGGUGGGAUCCCAAGACAAAUUGGUGGACUCAAGAACUUAAAUUUUCUUGAUCUGUCUAGAAAUCGCCUUUCAGGGUCAGUGCCAGAUGAGAUUGAAAGUUGCACAGAAUUGCAGAUGGUAGACCUCAGCAACAAUAUUCUAGAAGGGCCCCUGCCUAAUUCACUGUCCUCUCUAUCUGGUCUCCAAGUCUUGGAUGUUUCAGUGAACCGAUUAACGGGCCAGAUUCCAGCAAGUUUUGGUCGUCUAGUUUCAUUAAACAAGCUCAUUCUAAGCAGAAAUUCUUUAUCUGGAUCAAUACCUCCUUCACUGGGCCUCUGUUCAAGUCUCCAAUUGCUUGAUCUCAGCAGCAAUGAGCUCUUUGGCAGCAUACCCAUGGAACUUUCUCAGAUUGAGGCCCUGGAGAUUGCUCUCAACCUCAGUUGCAAUGGGCUCACUGGGCCAAUCCCAACUCAAAUAUCUGCACUCAACAAGCUUUCCAUACUGGAUCUUUCGCACAACAAGCUUGAGGGGAAUUUGAUUCCGCUCGCCAAGCUUGACAAUCUUGUUUCUCUAAACAUCUCUUACAAUAAUUUCACUGGUUAUCUUCCAGACAACAAGCUCUUCCGACAGUUACCAGCCAUAGACCUAGCUGGAAACCAAGGGCUUUGCUCUUGGGGCAGGGACUCAUGCUUCUUGAAUGAUGUGACUGGUUUAACAAGAAAUAAAGAUAACGUAAGGCAGUCGCGGAAACUCAAACUAGCCAUUGCAUUGCUGAUAACAAUGACAGUGGCACUGGUCAUCAUGGGAACAAUUGCAGUGAUUCGGGCACGAACAACCAUCAGAGGAGAUGAUGAUUCAGAGUUGGGAGGAGAUUCAUGGCCAUGGCAAUUCACUCCAUUCCAGAAGUUAAAUUUCUCUGUGGAGCAAAUAUUGAGAUGCCUGGUGGAUUCCAAUGUGAUAGGAAAAGGUUGUUCCGGGGUUGUGUAUCGUGCUGACAUGGACAAUGGUGAAGUUAUUGCAGUAAAGAAGCUUUGGCCAACAGCAAUGGGAGCGGCCAAUGGUGACAAUGAUAAAUCUGGAGUUCGUGAUUCCUUCUCUGCAGAGGUUAAGACUCUUGGCUCAAUCCGUCAUAAGAACAUUGUUAGGUUCUUGGGCUGUUGUUGGAAUCGAAACACAAGAUUGCUCAUGUAUGAUUACAUGCCCAAUGGAAGCUUGGGUAGUCUCCUACAUGAGAAGGCAGGAAAUUCCCUCGAAUGGGGACUACGGUACCAGAUUUUGUUGGGGGCGGCACAAGGCCUUGCUUAUUUACACCAUGAUUGUGUUCCGCCCAUUGUCCACAGGGACAUCAAGGCCAACAACAUUCUCAUUGGUCUUGAAUUUGAGCCUUAUAUUGCUGAUUUUGGCCUUGCUAAGCUCGUCAAUGAUGCAGAUUUUGCUAGAUCCUCUAAUACGGUUGCUGGCUCCUAUGGAUAUAUUGCUCCUGAAUAUGGUUACAUGAUGAAGAUCACAGAGAAGAGCGAUGUUUACAGCUACGGAAUUGUUGUAUUGGAAGUUUUGACAGGGAAGCAACCAAUUGACCCAACAAUACCAGAUGGUCUCCACGUGGUGGACUGGGUGAGACAGAAGAAGGGAGGAGUUGAAGUCCUUGACCCAAGUUUACUAUGUCGACCUGAAUCUGAAGUGGAUGAAAUGAUGCAAGCAUUAGGCAUAGCCUUACUAUGUGUAAACUCAUCCCCUGAUGAAAGGCCUACUAUGAAAGACGUGGCAGCAAUGCUCAAGGAGAUCAAACAUGAGAGAGAGGACUAUGCAAAGGUUGAUGUGCUCCUCAAGGGAUUUCCAGCAACAGAUAUUCAAGACAAUAAGAGCUCCAGUGGAGCUCCUGCAACGUCAUCAUCAACGCCAACAACACAAAGCUUGUACCCAAAAAGCAAUAACACAAGCUUUUCUGCAUCCUCACUACUUUAUUCAUCUUCAUCUAAUGGCAAAAUGGGGUUCAAUUGAGCAA
Messenger RNA from Vitis vinifera (wine grape), 3699 nucleotides. Its product is annotated as LRR receptor-like serine/threonine-protein kinase RGI1. Gene Ontology annotation, biological process: protein phosphorylation. Gene Ontology annotation, cellular component: plasma membrane. The record is from RefSeq and is a predicted model, not a curated record. NCBI's taxonomy places the organism in Eukaryota, Viridiplantae, Streptophyta, Magnoliopsida, Vitales, Vitaceae. Gene Ontology annotation, molecular function: protein binding; protein kinase activity; ATP binding. Bases 147 to 3695 code for a protein of 1182 amino acids. The transcript has 2 exons.